AUGAAUACACAGCAGUAUAAGGCAGAGGCAUUAAAGCAUUUAUUGCAUGGAGGUACCGCCUUAGGUAUUGGUAGGUCAGAAGAACCUGAAAGUUUGUGGGAUAAUCCUACUUUGUAUUCUCAAAUCUUUCCAUGGCUAUUUCCAUAUGGUAAAGGGGGUAUUGGUCAUGCCCUAGCUAAGAAUAAGAUAGAAGAUCACACACGGAAAGGGCAGCUGCUACUUUACCAUGAUAAACGCUUUCAAAUUGAUCCUAUGUUUCCAUUAGUUGCCUUGAAUCAUGAACAAAUCAAACAAUGUGCUCAAGCUGGUAGUCUUUUAACCAACAAAGCCAAUUUUAACUCGGUAGCAGACCGCUUGGUGAAUUUGGAUCAGCCAACUUUA
This is a messenger RNA of Stereum hirsutum FP-91666 SS1, 381 nucleotides long. RefSeq lists its product as uncharacterized. The transcript has a single exon. The annotation marks the transcript as partial. Lineage: Eukaryota; Fungi; Basidiomycota; Agaricomycetes; Russulales; Stereaceae. The record is from RefSeq and is a predicted model, not a curated record.